GUUCGCUUGGUCGGUCAAUGAGCCGUCAGAUUGGUCCUGCAACAAACACGAAACAAGUCGGAAAGUCGCCGCUGACCCUCCAGGAUUUGGUUUGGCCUCCUGAACUUCGUCCGUACAUUGCAGGAGGCUCAAGCCGCUGAUGCCACGCAAUGCGCUAUAUACCUGAGGACUGCAGGGAGCGUCUGUCCUUGCAUCGUCGACCAAGAGCCAGGUAUAAAGGACACUGCCAGCCCGCUAGCAGAGGCCAGAUCGAUACUCAUAGCCUUGGAACUUGCUAGAGACAGAUAUCCUUCCCUCUUGUUAGUCUCGCAGAUCAAAAUAUCCGAAUCGUGUCGUCCACUGCUCAAGAUGAAGUCAAAGCUUCUAUUAGCCAUGCUCUUUGCUGCUUCAGCGGUGGCAGCGACGGUCCUGGAAGAAGCUGAGCCGGAACACUCCCUGCAAAAGCGAGCGUUCUACCAAGAUGGCUACAAAAUCUUUAAACGCAAGCGAAAUGCCCACGCCUGCAUGAUGUCUAUCGUCUUCAUCGUCCUCUUCCCGUUGGGUGCCAUUUCCCUUCAUCUCCCGCUUCGAGGCGUGCGCGUGGUUCAGUUCAUCCACGCCCCGAUCCAGAUCUUGGGGAUGGCGAUGAUGAUUGGCGCUCUGGGGUUGGGAAUCGACAUUGCAGACGUUGAUCUGAACUACUUCGCCAGCAGCACCUCUACCAAGGCACACGUCGUGAUUGGCCUCCUCGCGACCUCGGCGCUGAUCCUCUUUCAGCCGGCACUGGGGUUACUGCAGCAUCGCUAUUUCAAAAAGACAGGCAAGAAGAGUAUGUUCGCCUACAUCCAUCGGUGGCUCGGCCGCAUUGCAAUCUGCCUGGGCUGGAUCAAUUCCGGCUUGGGGUUUCAGCUGGUGCCCAUCUCGCUGGUGGCCACCCACUCUCUGGUUCGAAACUUUGUGAUUAUGGGAGUCUUGGGAGGGAUCUGGUUCUUCUUGAUCGGAUGGGAUGGAUAUCGACACCACUGGGCGAAGAAGGACAAGAUGUCUGCCUAUCGUCUCGGGUGGGAAAAAGGGGUGGUGCUUCGGGGCCAGCGGGCCGAGGAAGAAGGCAUAAAGGACACCAAGCCAGAGUCGGGCAGUUCUGAGAACCAGGUCAAUCCCAAAUGAGGGGGACAAGAGGUUGAUGGAGCCUGAACACCUGUGUACUAUACGGAGAACCUUGGUACAUACCAGGGAUCUUCGUCGCUGUAAAACCACCCGAAUAGAAAUGAUAGAGAUGCUUAGAAUUACCAGGACGGGAAUAGCGCGAUAUAUCGGGCCCGAGGAGCGCAGGCUGAGGCUUGGCGGCUUGGCGGCUUGGCAGCUGCAAGGAAAUACUAUUUAG
Molecule: messenger RNA, 1363 nt
Organism: Cladophialophora immunda
Lineage: Eukaryota; Fungi; Ascomycota; Eurotiomycetes; Chaetothyriales; Herpotrichiellaceae
Exons: 2
Coding region: 349-1146 (265 amino acids)
Source: RefSeq, a predicted model, not a curated record